Molecule: messenger RNA, 2814 nt
Organism: Colletotrichum destructivum
Lineage: Eukaryota; Fungi; Ascomycota; Sordariomycetes; Glomerellales; Glomerellaceae
Exons: 5
Coding region: 518-2794 (758 amino acids)
Source: RefSeq, a predicted model, not a curated record
AUUGUCCCGCGACUAGGAUCAACGCCAACGCGAAAAUGCUUGUUUCCUGAUUGUGCCACAAGCUGGCAGCGCCGUAGACACAUCGCCGGGGUUGUUGCCACUGCUGAUUGGCAGCCUGGUCGAAGAAGCAACGUUCUCUAUGUCCACCCUUCUACCUUCACACCCUGUCCUGUGACUCUGUAGAACCUAUGAGAUGCAUAUGCGCAGUAGGGUGAGACCGAACUGGCCGUGUCAGGGUUUCGGGGGACAUUCUAUACCGAGUGACAGCCAUUUUCUGAACAGUCCCCUUUCAAAUCUUGAGUCCGAGGUGCUGCUGCCUGUUCUGUGUCUUCCGUCGCAAUCAUCGACCCGCUGGUGGCAUUUCCAGGAUGCCCUUGAGUAGUCACGCCAGAACCGUCCGUUGUACUUGUCAUUAUUCGGUGAAUAACACAACCUUUGGCCAUUCCAGGACAACUCUGCAUUCAUCAUUACAGGACCUGCUACCCCACGCCAAACCUCGCCGGCAUGCCUCGGCACCAUGCAUGGAAUUCACCCUUUGAAAACCAACGUCGUGUUUCGGACGCCUUCUUGGAAUCGCGGCGAUGGGAGCCCGACGAGUGCAUCUAGUCCGGUCGUUCGCUGGAAUUCGCGCAACGAGGUCUUCAGACGCUUUUCAGACGAUGCGACGGAGGACGAUGUCCAAGUAACCGGGACAACAUUCACGAAAGCCGAGACGGCUUACAAGAAGGCUGUGAAGUCCUUAGAAUCCUAUCUCAACAAGGAAGAUGUGGCUACCGUCAUAUCUAAGGGCAAGAACGGCAAGGAAAUCGAUGCCAAGGAAGAGCUACAUCAGGUCGUUCGGACGAUCCAGAAGACCAAGGAAACAGAGCUAGACGAGGGAAAGACGAAGAAGCUCAUCAAGUGUUUAGACCAUUACCAGGGCGUUUUCGAUAUUUUAUCGCAGGCAGAGUUCUCGGGCUUGCCGCUAAUUUGGGGUGGUCUGAAAUUCAUACUCCUAGUGACGAAGAACAGCAGCGAAGUCCUCCCCAAGGUAGUCGAUGUGAUGAUUGAUAUUGGCCGGAAUCUUGAGAGGAUACGAGGAUAUGCGGCCUUAUACCCAACUCCACGGAUGCUAGAGUUCACGAGCGAACUCUACGCUGCCAUUGUGGAGUUCCUAGAGAAGGUUAUCAAGGAUGCGAAGAACGCAGAGAAGAAUAUUAUCAAGCGUACGAUGGCGGCUUUCCUCCAACCUUUCGAGGUUCGGUACGGCGACCUACUGUCCAAGAUGAAGAACACCCUCAUGCACAUCCGCGAGGACGCAGAGCUGUGCCUACACGUACGACAGGCCCUGACGAGCCAUGCGAUAGACAGAUACCGGACGGUGUUGCCGCUGCAACGACAUCAGAUGCAUCAAGCCUUCAAGUCCAUCUCCGACAACCCGACGGCAGACCUGUUCCAGGCGAUACGGAAGAACCUGUUUAAAAAGUUCGAGGUCAAAGCAGGAUUUCACCAGGAACUGCAAGCCACGUACGAGGUCACGACGUCAAAGGAAUGGAUUGAGUGGUUCCGGAUGGAGCAGAAAUAUGUGCCGUCGGGGUACUCCCACCAGACGAGAGUCAUACAGGCGGAGUGCGAUGCCCCGGAUCCCCAGCACGCGCUGGUCUGGAAGAAACAGCAGCGCAACUUCGCAUCCCACGUGCCAUCGGCAUAUCUGAUCUGGACGCGCGGGAUGACGGCGCAGUCGGCCAUCGCCUCGCUCGUAGACCAGAUACUGGUCCAAAAGACGGAAGUCAUGGCCGACGCGGGCAUCGAGAUGAACCAGUUCAAGGAGGCCAACAACAGCGUCAAGUCGCUUUGGAACUUCUUCCUCUAUCUGACGACGGUUCUCGGCGGCUGCAUGGUGUACAUUACCAUCGGUUCCGUGGGCGACCACGAGUUCGGCAUCGUGAGGAAGUUUGUCAGCAUGGCCAAGACGUGGAAGGGCCCGCCCAUCAACGUGACGCUGAUCCAUCCGUUCAACGACAACUUUGCGCGGACGGACGAUGUCGUCAACCUCGAUGAUAAGUACGACGUCCAUCCUUCUCUCACGACGACGGACGCAAUGCAUCACGUGCUGCUGUUGGAGAUCAACACAACAAGAAAGGUCUCGGACACGAUACAGAACCUCCUAUGGGAGACGGCGUGGCGAGAGGUGCGAUACGCCGUCAUCGGCAUCGCGCUGACGCAGGUAUUUGAGCAGAUACGGUCCGCCGCGACGAGGGCUGCCCAAGAGGCGCCCCGGAGGGAGAAGUUCUUCGGCGAGAUAGAUUCCGAGCACUGGGAAGCCGCAGUGGCGAAAUGGAUUUCCAACGAGUCGUGGAUCAACAUCUUGCGAGAGCAGAUUCAACGACACAUCGAUAUAGUCGAUAUUCAUCUGCCCCCUGAUAGGAAGGAGCAUCUGGAAAGCAGGUUGGGGCUGUUGGUGCUCGCCGAAGAUGGCGAGUUCGGCUCGAAGCUAUCGGAAGCGCAGCGGGCGUACAUAUGGGCGAACCUGCAAGAAGCGAUCCGGCCCGGCACAGGCGAGAUGUUCUGUAGCAAAGUAGACGAGCUCCUACGAGCGCUGCUGGAAGACUACCGCGACGCCAUCUCAGGAAAGGAGGGAGAGGCGGAGGGGUUGUCUUACCCUCUCGUCAACGCGUAUUUCGGGAAGAGCGGGCGGUGGAGGGACACAUUCUCCGAGGAGCAGAAUUUGGUGGCGGACGGGAUCACGACUGCAAUUGAGGUUGGUUUUCGGGAUUUGAUCCAGGCGCUGGCAUCGCAGGGAGAUUCGACAUAAAUAGCAUGAUACAUUCUUUG